This is a messenger RNA of Caenorhabditis auriculariae, 1724 nucleotides long. The record is from the annotation of a GenBank genome assembly. Lineage: Eukaryota; Metazoa; Nematoda; Chromadorea; Rhabditida; Rhabditidae.
AUGAGAGACCGUCCUGAACCAGGUACUUCUUAUCUUAUUCAUUUUUCAUCCUGUUACAGUUUUUUUCUUUAUUUUAACACAAAUUAUUCUGAAACUCUUUUUGAAAAACAUGGAGAAAAUAAAUAGUUGAAAAAAAUAUGAUUUAGAUAUGGACAUUGCGGCCACUUUCGACCACGAGCCGUUCAGACAUACAGAUGAGAAAUACAAAUGCUUGUGCAACAGAAUGCAUUGCAAGGUUCGUUGGAACUUCGGUUUCUGUUUUUCCAGUUUAGGGGAUCCAAUGCAGUCUCGAAAAAAAAUUAGAAGAUUUUUUGAAAACUUGUAGCAUUAUCUUCUUGAGUUAACGAGCAAUAUACAAGAGCUUUUUCAUUUCAUGAAACCGACAAAAACCGGCUUACGCCAUCAAAAAUCAAAUGAAUGAAGUUCGGAAAUUCUUUCAGCAAUACCAUCAAGUUGAAGCUCAGAAAUUCAGUUUUUUUAAUUGAAGGUUCAGUAACUAAACCUUUAAGUAAGCAGAACAUACUCUUAACACUACAGAGAGGUUUUUUCAGCAAGGCUGUCGGUACAUCUUCAUUUUCCUGAUUGUCGUCAUUGUCGUUGGCCUUAUUCUGCUAGCAGUUAAUUAUAAGUGCGUUUUUUCGAGAAAGAAAAACUUGAAAAAAAUAGGUCAACUGUGUUUUUUGUCUGAAGUCACGCUGUAUCAAUGUGACAGUCCGAUUUCCUAUGGAUGUUUUGGAUCUUCGACCCUAAUUCCAAACUUGAAACUUCAGCCACGGGACGUGGGCAACAUUCAUCCUUCACUCGGUGAUUCUUGUGGGCAUCGGACUAUGUGCGGCUACUUUAUUCCUUGCCAUGAAGACAGAAAAAGAAAAAAUGUUACUUCCAGUCGUCGGACUCGCUGUGAGUAAUCUCAGGAUUUUAUUUCAAUUUUUAUUGUAAUUGGCAGGUCCUGGGAGCUGUAGUAGCCUUGAUUUUCUUCUUCUUCUGCAUCUGGACACUGUUCGAUCCAGUCGGAGAAAGCGGCAAAAUUGUGAAUAAUUUCGUCAUGACACACAACAACACGCUUCAAAAAGACUAUGGCUUGGAAGAAAACCGAGACGGUAUGAACAAAUUAUCGGACCGGCUCUAAUCUUACUGUUUCAGAUAUCCAAACGGUCUCCGCAUUCGGAGUAGUCCUUUCGCUUCUGGGACUCGCGGCUAGCAUCUGGGUGGCCUUCGUGGUCUACAAGUACUACAUGUAUCUGAGAGACAUGAAACGGGCUCGCAAUCCCAAAACUCAAGUCGUUCAGGUUUUCAACUCAUUUUGAAGCCCUUCAAUAAACAGCAAAAUUUCCUUCUAAAAAUAUUUAUGAGAAGCUUUUUUCAUCUAUGUUAAUCUAAAAAUUGUAAAAUAGCCCUACGUGUCACAAUCUCCUUACCGCUACCACAUGAUUAAAAUUUUCUGAUGAAAACUUGGAAAAACAAUAGUUACCGAGUGUCCUUCUGUAUAGCCUUUAACUGACUGAAAAAAUUUUUAAGACUGUUCAGGUAGUUAUUAUUUUAUUAAAAUUUUGGCCUUCCUUUUAUGAAAAAAUCAAACUGAUAAGAUAAUUUUUUUAAAAACUGAUUAUGAAAAAAAUUGAUAAAUUUUUUUCGGGUCAUCGGUAAUUAAAAGUGUAUUUCAGGUCAAUCGCGAAGUAACUGCUCUCAAAAAAAGGCUUCACGCAAUAAUGAUCCCUCAUUGA